AUGGCUACACCUAAUGUUCCUGCUGUUCAUCCUGAAAUUCCUGCUACCGUCUCCUCGCAGGACGUCGUAGCUAUUGUCACAAUUCAUAACAGACGCGCCUCGCUUGUCAACCGGACGUCCAUAUACGCACAUGCAGAUGUUUUUCGAGCCAGUGAUAAUCCUAGAAGCCCACCAGUUCUUGCUGGUGUCAAUAUCUUCCUGCACCGUCACCUCGACUCAAGUGGCUAUUCGAUGGGACGGGCCAUGGCAGAUCCCAAGGCAUUCCAGAUGCUUCUAGACGUAUACCUCCCUGAUACGCAUGUAGCCAAGCGUCAAUUUGAGGUGGUGCCAGAUUGGGAGCGUGACUGUUGGCGAUUACAGUCUACAACAGAGACUGUAACUAUGGUCAAUGGCGCACCCAUUCAGCUUUCGACACGACGGAAGAAGGAUCAGGGGAAACAGGUCCCAGCUAUGACGUUUCUCAAGCAGCGGGGCGUUAAUAUUAUCACGAUUCAUGACUUCCAGAUCGAUGUCUGGCUAAUGAAGUCCGUUCGGCAGGUGCAUGGACCAAAGGAUUUCGUCCCACUGCCGCUCGACCCUUCUGUUCAAGAUGUUUCUGAUCGCCCUGAACAAUGGGCCCGCGAUCGUUUCAUUGCAACCACAAAGCAAGUGUCUGCACAGACGGUCGGAGUCAUUGACCGCUUCAGUGGGAUGAUCUCAGCUGCGAAGAUUUUCAGAUCCGAAAAUCAUCCACAGCAAUUCCGAGACCGCGAGUUCUUGGCCUUUUCCAAGCAAGAUGUCGAUGCAUCCAUUGUUCGGUACCUACAGACGACUCAGAUUGAUGGCCUCCCUGCGAUAAUCACAGACGCGCAUGCUGGCUUCCAAACCUAUGGCGUGCUGAGACAUGAUAUUCACAGGUCACAUCCAGGUAUCCGCUUCUCGCUUGCCUCAAAGAUGGCUCUUUGCCUGUACCGUGCUUUGGCCUGGAUGCACUUUCACGGCAUUUUUCAUGGCCAAGUCUCCGACGAGAAUAUCCUCAUCCGCUUGAAGGACGGGAAGCCUGAGCACGUUCUUCUGGUCGGCUAUACUACCGCUCGGCACACACCUACAGGGAAGCAGAUCGCCUUUGCGGACAUGCUCACAGACGCGCAAGCUACUAUGAAGCUUGUUGAAGACUGCUGUGACAUAUGGACGUUCCGCAAUGGCCCAACGAGGGACGCCCAGGGUGAGCAUAUCAUGCAGAAGCGCACACAGGAUCUGAUGCUCCAAUACCAUUCUGUCCGACGUUGUUCAAUUGACUUCAUCCAGCGCCUCGGUAACUCGCCAGAAUCCGUCAAGGGCGCCAAGCUUAUCAGGCUGCAAAAUAAGCUCGGGAACGAUUGGAGUAGUGCUCAACGGGCACAGCAACAGAAUCUCAUGGCGCGCGAGGUUGCCCUUCUUGGUACGACAAAACUCAAGGAGCACAUCGAGGAGUGGCAGAGCGCAAAUCCACCGCGAAACACGAUCUACAGAGACUACAUGCUCUUGACCUUAGGCCAUCCAGUCCUCGAUAGUCUGUCGGAUGGUCUGCAUGUCAAGCCAUGGGACGCGAUGCCACAUGAGGUUUGCUCUGCUAUCAAGCAGGCUGGAGGCCAAGUGGAAGAACCCUGGCAGACCUUCCAAGUUCAAAAGACGAUCGCGCUCGCAGCCACAAAUGCUGAGCGAUAUGAUCAGAUCAUGGCUUGGCUUGCUGCUUCCUGCGAGAUCUAUCCUGAAUGGCAUGAGGUCUUGGAGGCCGAGAUCGAAAAGCACCUACGGACUAAUUCGGGCAUGAUUGGCCAAGGCGAGCUCGAGGACCUCCACAGUGCUCUGCAGACUCAUGGACCGGUACCGGCGUCCAUGACUACAAUUUUCAGACUGUUUGCAGACAUGACUACUGUUCCAGAGCAUGUAGAGGAGUUAUACAACGUCUCAUACCACAUUCCUUCGCGCAUGUUCAACAUCACGCAGCUUCAGCGGCUCGCAACUCCCGAAAAUCUCGCGCACACUAUCACUGAGGGUCAGGUCCGCUGCGACAAUUUCGUAGAGGUACGCGGCGACGCCAAAGUGGAGGGGUGCUAUGUUUCACUUUCUCUCUUGACGAAGACUGUCAAUGAUCUCGGACUGCUAUUGCUUGAAACGCCACAUUCGACACCAGAAAUGCCCACUUUCGAUGCAGCCGACUUCAGCCAGGUCCCACAGGCGCGCAUCGUUCUAGCUAGACCCGGCAUGAUAGGAUUCGGUUCCAUGUUGCGCGAAGGUGAUCAGGCAAACUUCCUCUACUCGCGGAUCCCUGAUAGCUUCAUCGACCCGAAUACCUUCAUUGCGACGUACUUCGGCGACAUGAAGGUGCUUCCAGAGCUGGCAGCCGGCACGCGUACUCAUUAUGUUCGUCCAGAGCAUUGGUCAAAGUACAAGACAGCAAAGGAGUCUGAGUCAUUGACGGAGCUGAACAAACGAGAUCCUCUCAAGGCCACCUCAUCCGGUCAUAGUUCUCCAGGUCAAACGGAUGUUGACGAGACCUUGCUUGGGCAAUUGAUGCGUGAUCGUGAGCUCAUUCGGGCUGCGGCUCGUCCACCCACGAAGCACAGCAUCUCUCGGAGUCCAUCGCCGUCCCGAAAGCGCGUGCGUGUUCGCUCGCCCAUUUCUGAGCCGGACUCUGCGAUCCCAGAUAUCUCCAUGUCGUUUGUCCAGCGCAUGGAGGAGCGCUACCAGCAAGCGACGCUACCACCAUCGCAGAAUUCGCCUUUCAUGAACAAUUCGUUCAUGCAGCGGAACUCAGCACUCCUCAAAGUAGCACCAAACGACCCGACAAACGUCAACGUGUCGUUCACUGUGGGAGAUGAAACUGAGUGCCUUGACGAUGAUUGGAAGAUAGUCGACGAAAUGCUCGCCGAAAUGCCAGACGAAGAACCUGAAAUCGAAGGCGUCUUUGGCUUCCGAUUCCAUGGCUCCGGUUCAGAGGACGGUACUGAAGUGGAUCCCAAUAGCGUCAGUGCUUUCUUGGGUAAAGGCGGUGGUACAGCCGUAAACUCGUUUGUAUCAACAGCUGGGUCAAACCCGGCGCGCGGAUCCUUUGGAAAUCAGCAGUCUCGGUUGUGGGACAUCCCAGAGUCGCCAACAGAAUCUUGGAGCCAGUUCCAACAGUCGUCCAAGGGCCCGGCACACGGUGCUCCCCCAACAUCUCUGCGAAAGCACAUUCGACGUGUAAGCGACGACAGCUCAGAGGCCCUGAAUCCGAAUCGCUCCAACUGGACGUCGAAGCGACCUGGGAAAUCGUCAAAGUCAGCCCAGUCGUCCUUCAACCGGUCUUUGAUCGAUGGUCCUGCUCGUCUAGUCAUGGACUUUAACGCGUCCUUUGGUCCAUUCCGUGGCAAUGCACCUUCAGUGGCGCAGGCCUCUCCUCCAGCUGCUCGCCCAAUAAUGGACGUCAACGCCUCUUCUGGUCGCCAUAGCGGCAACGCUCCACGAGUGUUGCAGACGUCUCCGCAAGUUGCUCGCUCAUUCAGGCCCGGCAAUCCCGUCCAGGAAGCAGACAACCCAGUGAUCAACCCUGGUACUCAAACUCCAGUAAACCAGAACGCAUCUUCCGACUCCCAUGACCCACCGACGGAAGUAGGCAGUCCUCAAGCAGACAGCGCUGGUGGUGCGAUUAGCGGGUUCCUACUCAACCAGUUGGGGCAACAAAGCCAGGGCGGGGAUGAAGACAUGCCGGACACGGAUGAGGGCGAGAGUGAUUGA
Messenger RNA from Parastagonospora nodorum SN15, 3738 nucleotides. RefSeq lists its product as hypothetical. NCBI's taxonomy places the organism in Eukaryota, Fungi, Ascomycota, Dothideomycetes, Pleosporales, Phaeosphaeriaceae. The transcript is spliced from 2 exons. The coding region runs from base 1 to 3738 and encodes 1245 amino acids. The record is from RefSeq and is a predicted model, not a curated record.